Messenger RNA from Arvicola amphibius (Eurasian water vole), 3848 nucleotides. It is a transcript of the gene Zbtb1, whose product is annotated as zinc finger and BTB domain containing 1. NCBI's taxonomy places the organism in Eukaryota, Metazoa, Chordata, Mammalia, Rodentia, Cricetidae. The record is from RefSeq and is a predicted model, not a curated record. Gene Ontology annotation, biological process: regulation of immune system process; regulation of cytokine production; negative regulation of transcription by RNA polymerase II. Gene Ontology annotation, molecular function: protein binding. Bases 663 to 2804 code for a protein of 713 amino acids. The transcript is spliced from 2 exons.
GGCGGGACGGGACGAGGGUGUCAGCGCCCCCAGAGCGUCCAGGGUGGAGCGCGGGGGCGGGCCCAACUGCGGGGCCCUGCGGGGCAGGGGUGUGAUAUCUGGGCACAGGGCGAGCAGCAUCAGGCCCCGGGGGGAGUCGGGAGGAUCCCAGCGGCGUCCAGCUGUGCAAACAGGAGGAGGGCCAAGGCGACCCAGGGGACUGGGGCGAGAGUGCUGCUCCAGCCGCCGCCCGGGCGCCCGCGCCGCUGCGGGCAGUGCCAGCCUCCUCGGCCCCGACGCAGAAACUUGUUGCAACCAACAGGCGACCGCGGGUGCCCCUAGCCGCCAGCGGCGGAGUGGGUGGGCGGGCGAGAGGGAGGGGAAGGCUGGCGGACGCCGCGGCGAACUGGUGGGCAGACCCGGAGUCGCCGCGUAAGCGGGGCCGGCUCAGUGCGGUGCGGCAGGCGCGGCUGUGCGGCAGCGGAAGUCCUUUGUUGCAGCGCAGUCCCUGGCACAGCCGGAGUGUCUCGGCGCAGCCCAGCCGAGCGCCGCGCGCCGUCAACUGCAGCCCGCGGCCCCUCGCCUCCGCCGGCCCGCCCGCUCGCCCCGCGGCCCCGCCGCUCGAAACUCCCGAAAACCUCCGCAGCCGCGCGUCCCGCCGCGCCCGGUCUGAUUACUAGAAGAUGGCAAAGCCCAGCCACAGCAGCUAUGUCCUUCAGCAGCUCAACAACCAGAGAGAGUGGGGUUUCCUCUGUGACUGCUGCAUUGCUAUUGACGACAUUUACUUCCAGGCACACAAAGCGGUCUUGGCGGCCUGCAGCUCCUAUUUUAGAAUGUUCUUCAUGAACCAUCAGCACAGUACUGCACAGCUGAAUCUCAGCAACAUGAAAAUAAGCGCUGAGUGUUUUGAUCUCAUUUUGCAGUUCAUGUAUUUAGGAAAGAUUAUGACUGCUCCUUCCAGUUUUGAGCAGUUCAAGGUGGCAAUGAACUACCUACAGUUGUACAACGUUCCUGACUGCUUAGAAGACAUACAGGACGCAGACUGUUCUAGUUCAAAGUGUUCGUCUUCCGCUUCAAGCAAACAGAACAGCAAGAUGAUCUUUGGGGUGAGGAUGUAUGAAGACACGGUGGCUAGGAAUGGCAGUGAAGCCAGCAGGUGGUGUGCAGAGCCCAGUUCAACGGUGAAUACACCACAUAACAGAGAGCCCGAUGAAGAAUCUUUACAGUUAGCUAAUUUUCCUGAGCCAAUAUUUGAUGUGUGUAAAAAAAGCUCUGUGUCCAAGUUAUCUACUCCAAAAGAACGUGUGUCACGACGCUUUGGGCGGAGUUUUACCUGUGAUAGUUGUGGAUUUGGCUUCAGCUGUGAGAAGUUACUAGACGAGCAUGUGCUGACCUGCACUAACAGACAUUCAUACCAAAGCACGGCGAGAGCAUACCACCGAAUAGUAGAUAUUAGAGAUGGCAAAGAUAGUAACAUCAAAGCGGAACUUGGUGAAAAGGAGUCUUCCAAAACAUUUUCCGCACAGACAGACAAAUACAGAGAAGACGCCAGCCAGGCGCCUGAUGAUUCAGCUUCGACCACUGCAAGCAGAAAAGGCACAGUGGAGUCUGGAAUGGCGGCUGGUGAAGACAAAAGUAGAGCCACUGAGACGAAAAGAAUUAUUAUCAAGAUGGAGCCGGAAGAUAUCCCUACAGAUGAGAUGAAAGACUUCAACAUCAUUAAAGUUGCUGACAAAGACUGCAAUGAAUCCACGGACAAUGAUGAGUUAGAAGAUGAACCCGAAGAGCCAUUUUAUCGAUACUAUGUUGAGGAAGAUGUCGGCAUUAAAAAGAGUGGUAGGAAAACCCUAAAACCUCGGAUGUCCGUAAGUGUGGAUGAAAGAAGUAGUUUAGAAGGUAUGAGACCCCCCACCAAUAGCAGUCCAGGGCAAGAGGAUGCUGACAAUACCUCUUGUGAGUUGUGUGGACUCCCAAUAACUGAGGAGGACCUGUCAUCUCAUUACUUAGCCAAACACAUCGAAAACAUCUGCGCAUGUGGUAAAUGUGGACAAAUACUGGUCAAGGGCAGACAGCUCCAGGAACACGCUCAGAGAUGUGGAGAGCCUCAGGAUCUGACGAUGAACGGGCUCGGAAAUGCCGACGAGAAGAUGGACAUGGACGAGAACCCUGAUGAGCAGUCUGAGAUAAGAGACAUGUUUGAGAUGCUAGACGAUUUCAGGGACAGUCAUUACCAAAUAAACAGUAUCCAGAAAAAGCAGUUAUUUAAACACUCUGCUUGUCCUUUUCGGUGUCCCAAUUGUGGCCAGCGUUUCGAAACUGAAAACUUAGUGGUCGAGCAUAUGUCUAGCUGCCUAGACCAAGAUAUGUUUAAGAGUGCCAUCAUGGAAGAAAAUGAAAGAGAUCACAGACGAAAACAUUUUUGUAAUCUGUGUGGAAAAGGAUUUUAUCAGCGCUGUCAUUUGAGAGAACACUAUACUGUUCAUACUAAGGAAAAGCAGUUUGUGUGUCAGACAUGUGGAAAGCAGUUUUUAAGAGAGCGGCAGUUGCGUCUGCACAAUGACAUGCACAAAGGCAUGGCCAGGUAUGUCUGUUCCAUUUGUGAUCAAGGAAACUUCCGAAAACAUGACCAUGUACGGCAUAUGAUUUCCCACUUAUCUGCUGGUGAGACUAUAUGCCAGGUCUGCUUUCAGAUAUUCCCAAAUAAUGAGCAACUGGAGCAGCAUAUGGAUGUUCAUCUCUAUACGUGUGGAAUAUGUGGAGCAAAGUUUAAUUUGAGGAAGGAUAUGAGAUCACAUUAUAAUGCCAAGCAUUUGAAAAGAACCUGAGGGGCUUCCUACUGUACGAAUGUUUAGCUGAUAGGCAGGACACCAAAGCAAAAAGGAUAUGAGCUAUUUAGACACUGAUUUUAUAAGAAGUGUUGGGAAAGUUUUCAUGGCCCUUUUACUUUAACAUUUUGUUUAGGACCUUAAGUAUAUUUUAGGCAUUAAAUGUUAUCAUUUUUGAUGUUUCUAAGAGCAUUCUUUGUUCGUAGUUUUCUUAACUACCAUUAAAGUUACUUUUCAAUGUAGACUGUAAGUGGCUAUUAUCCCUUCAGUGACUAUUAAACUAGUUUUUUUUUAACCAAUAAGGUAAUGAUUUCACUAUUUUAUGUACUUUGAUUUUAAGGUUAUCCUAUGAAAUUUUAAACCCUAGAUCAUUGACCAUUCCUACUUAAAUUUUUAAAAGAAAUUUUAAAUAAUUAUUUAAAAACUAUCCUACUCAUUUUUAGCUUUUUUGGUUUUGCUUUUUGGGGUUUUUUGUUUUUGCCUUUUUGUCUUUUUGUCAGUUGUAUAGUGGGUGUCUACUGUUCAUUCUCCCUUAUCAAUGAAAUCCAUAUUCUUAAAUUGACAAGCUUAGGCAAGUGAGGUGCACUGAAUCUAACCUUUAAGGUAGACAUGGGCUCAAUCCUGGCCUAAGACUGAUGGACCUAAGGAAAUUCCUAUAAAUGAACAUUUCCUAUAAUUGAUAAAAUAUUAUCAUUUAAUAAUCACAUUUAAAACUUAUAUUAAGUGUAAAUCCCAAUGACUUUUCCUCACUUGAGAAAUUAGUGGGGAUAAGCCAUUUCGUUUUGUGAUACUGAAUUUAACUAUGAUAGUUAAUUAAAAAGACAUCUGUAUUCAUUAAAAUAUUUUAAUUUAAAAAUAUUCUGAUUUCUAAAGUGUGUUAGUUUAUCAAUUAUUUUGUUUUUAAAUAAGACUUUAAUAGCUCUUUAGGAAUAUGACAUUUAAGGAAAAAUUAUUUUUCAUUUUUAAAAUUACUUUGGAACUGAGAUUUGAAAAAGCUGCCAUGUAUAUUGAUAAAUCUAAUAAAAUAAAGAAAUCAAUUAUAAA